Molecule: messenger RNA, 561 nt
Organism: Diorhabda sublineata
Lineage: Eukaryota; Metazoa; Arthropoda; Insecta; Coleoptera; Chrysomelidae
Gene: ODA-Dnal1
Product: dynein axonemal light chain 1
Exons: 3
Coding region: 1-561 (186 amino acids)
Cellular component (GO): cytoplasm
Molecular function (GO): protein kinase binding
Source: RefSeq, a predicted model, not a curated record
AUGUCAAAACCAACAACUAUAAAAGAUGCUAUAAAAAGAUGGGAAGAAAAACACCCAGAUCAAAAUAUUGGCGAAGCUUUGGAAGUGGGUUUUCAGUUCCAAUGGCCACCCAUCGAAAAAAUGGACAAUUCUCUUUCGGCUCUAACUAAAUGCGUUAAGCUUAGCUUGUCUACAAAUAUGAUCGAAAAAAUAGCUGGUAUUAGCGCUCUGAAGAACUUGAAGAUCUUAUCACUGGCGAGGAAUUACAUCAAAUCAUUUUCUGGAUUGGAAGGAGUGGCCGAUACAUUAGAAGAAUUAUGGAUAUCUUAUAAUUUGAUCGAAAAAGUCAAGGGCGUUGCAGUUUUGAAAAAACUUAAAGUAUUAUAUAUUGGGAAUAAUGUUAUUAAAGACUGGGGAGAAUUCAAUAAAUUUUCCGAAUUACCAGCACUGGAAGAUUUAUUAUUUGUUGGGAAUCCCCUUUACGACAAUACUGAUGAGGCCGUUUUCAGAGUCGAGGCAGCCAAACGCUUACCAAAUUUAAAAAAAUUAGAUGGAGAACCUAUACUCAGAGAUGAAGAAUGA